AUGAUGGCGUCUACUUCUGCCUAUCAUGAAGAAACAGACGUUUUACGACAUGAAGAAUUCACUGAAGGUUGUAAAGCAUCCUGUAAUGGACCAUAUGAUGGGAAAUGGAGUAAAACUAUGAUAGGUUAUGGUGGUGAAGACAAUCAUUUUGUGAUUGAAUUGACCUACAACUAUGGAGUGGGAGGUUAUCAACUUGGCAACGACUUCCAAUAUAUUCGUAUUCACAAGAAAGACGCCUACGGUAGAAUAACUGACGGGUUAUGGCCUAUCACAUUGAAAGAAGCAGAUGCUGUGAAGGUGGAGGCACCUGGUGGAUAUGCAUACUGGGUGCAUAACUAUGAGAGUGAUGGUGAUCCUGUUCGAAUGGUCGCGUUGGCUAGUUCAAAUCUUCAACGGUCUAUCGACUAUUGGUCUUGUAAACUUGGUAUGACAGUUGUCUCGUCGAACGGAGAAGAAGAAGCAGUAUUCUCUUAUUCAUCGAAUCAAUGUCAUUUAAAGUUGAUUUCUAUCCAUGGAAGGGUAGAUCAUGCCAGUGGGUUUGGUCGUAUUGCUUUUGCUUGUCCAAGUGCUCAGUUACCAAUACUACAGAAUUGCAUGGAUGCACAUAAGGAGACAAUUCUAACACGUUUAGUUAGUUUGGAUACACCGGGUAAAGCUACAGUACAAGUGAUUAUUCUUGCUGAUCCUGUAAGUGUGCCUGUUUGUAUUCUCUUGUGGUUUAAUAUGAAUACAGAUUACUGGUUAGAUUGUUGUUUACUGUCUCUUGGAUUACGUAAUAUGCUGAUGGAGUCUACUUUAUGAAUAUUAGAAUGACUGAAUAGCUGUUACUGAGUUGGUUAUACCUACUGAAAACGGGAAAACAUGCUUCUUAGUCGC
Molecule: messenger RNA, 876 nt
Organism: Heterobilharzia americana
Lineage: Eukaryota; Metazoa; Platyhelminthes; Trematoda; Strigeidida; Schistosomatidae
Source: the annotation of a GenBank genome assembly